Messenger RNA from Echinops telfairi (small Madagascar hedgehog), 2602 nucleotides. It is a transcript of the gene TMEM38B, whose product is annotated as transmembrane protein 38B. Lineage: Eukaryota; Metazoa; Chordata; Mammalia; Afrosoricida; Tenrecidae. Gene Ontology annotation, molecular function: potassium channel activity; identical protein binding. Bases 41 to 907 code for a protein of 288 amino acids. The transcript has 6 exons. Gene Ontology annotation, biological process: potassium ion transmembrane transport. The record is from RefSeq and is a predicted model, not a curated record. Gene Ontology annotation, cellular component: membrane.
CCGUGCUCGCGGGGAACGGGCAGCGCCGGGGCCCGUCGUCAUGGAGUCUCCGUGGGAUGAGCUGAUUCUUUCUUUCUCCCGCACGUCCAUGUUCCCCUUUUUUGACAUCGCCCACUACCUGGUGUCGGUGAUGGCUCUGAAGCGGGAGCCGGGGGCGGUAACAGUCGCAUGCAAGAAUCCUCUCUCAAGCUGGUUUACUGCUAUGCUCCGCUGUUUUGGUGGGGGAAUUUUAUCUUGUAUACUGCUUGCAGAGCCUCCAUUGAGGUUUCUUGCAAACAGUACUAAUAUAUUACUGGCAUCAUCAAUCUGGUAUAUUAUAUUUUUUUGCCCAAGUGACCUAGUUUGCCAAGCCUAUUCUUUUCAACCUGUUCAACUCUUGGCUGCAGGAAUGAAGGAAGUGACCAGAACUUGGAAAAUAGUAGGUGGAGUCACACAUGCUAAUAGCUAUUACAAAAAUGGCUGGCUAGUCAUGAUAGCUAUUGGAUGGGCCCGAGGUGCAGGUGGCAGCAUUAUCACCACUUUUGAGCAGUUAGUAAAAGGAACUUGGAAACGAGAAGCUGAUGACUGGUUGAAGAUGUCUUACCCUUCCAAGAUAACCUUGCUGGGGUCAGUUAUGUUCACAUUCCAGCACACCAAGCAUCUGGCAAUAUCAAAGCACAAUCUGAUGUUCUUCUAUACUGUCUUUAUUGUGGCCACAAAGAUAGCCAUGAUGGUUACACAGACGUCUAUCGUACCUUUUGCUCCCCUUGAGGAUACGCUGGCUCGAGUGCUGUUUGGUAACCAGCAGCUUUCUGCAUCGGGUGCAAAGAAAAGUGAGACUAAAUCCAAUGGCACUGAGUCUUCCACCUCAAAACCCACAGCCGAGGCUUCAGAUAACCUUCAAAAGAAACACAGUAAGACUGAGUAAAGCUCUGAAUUCUGGUUUCUAGAGAGCCAAAGGGGGGGGGGGGAAUUCUAACUGUCAGAUUUAUAUUUUUAUGUAAAUGAUGUGAAAUAAAGAUUUUAUGUAAGGAAUGAAGGUGACAAAAAGAAAGAACUUUCUGUUUCAGGGAGAUUACUCCUUUAUGUAUUGUAAUCCUUGAAUGCUGUGAGUGUAUCAUGUGAAAUUGUUUUUCUAUGUUAAGUAUAAAAGAUUCUAUUGUGAUUAUAAUAAUUUUAUAUUGAUAAAAUGAGGUUAGCUUUUUAAAAAAAUGUUAUAGAAGGUAAACUUAACACCAUUGAAAAAAUUACUACUUUUUAAUUUAGGUAUUUUCCUAUCUAUUUUUAUUUGAAUUAUAGUUUUAAUAAUAUUCACUUGUACCUCAUAUUACAAUUAUACUUUCCUAGGUAUGGAAAACAAUUUCUAUUAAAGUUUGAACACUCAAAAUAGUAAACUUUUCCUAAAGCACUUUAUAUUAUGAGUAAAAAUGAAUGCCUAGUUUAUAUUUCAGAUAUAAACUUUAUAUUUUUGUACAUGUUAAAUGGAAAAUAUCUGAAAUUUAAUUUUUUCUCGUAGCUUUCUUCAGUGAAGUGAAAAUUAGUAUUAGUAUGAGUUUCAAAGUGAAGUCUAUCUUAUCCUCUUAAAAAAACAAACAAACCAAACUACUGUUUUUUUCUCCUCAAAAGAAAAUCAAGGGUAUACUUUUUAAUAAAUUACUAUUCCCUGUUUUUUCCUUUUCUCAAACUUAUUUUUCUUUCUGUUUCCUUGAAACAUAUUUGUUUUAGUUGUAGGAGAAAUUAUCCUCAGGGUUUCAUAUAAUAUUAACUUCACUUUGAUCUUUGGGGCUAUAAAUACAUUGGUAGUAUUUAUUAUCUUAAUGAGCAAACAAAAUUAUACUCAUCAUUAAAAUAUUUUCCUUCUUUGUCUUCUUUCUAGUGGGUACAUUUCAAUUUUCUAUACACAUACAUAUGCUAGUUUUAUUUUAAAUUAAAUUUCGCUGCUUUUAUGUGAAGAUUCUUGGCUCUAACGAGAAUUGUCCUUAGACAUUUGAUGAUGAACAGCUAACCAAAAAGAGUAGAGAAAACAAAGCCUUAUGUGGUGGUCCACUUGAAUGAAGCGUGUCGACAUCAAAUGUAUUCCUUAUUGACAGAAUCAAAACAAAGAAGGAAAGAUACUAAGUAAUGCUAGAUUUUUAUUCAUUCUUUAUGGUUUAAAAUUCCAAUUGUAACUGUAAAGCUCUGUGACAUGAUUUUUCCAUAUGAGCCUGCUACCUGCAAAGAGUAAGUGCCAGGCAUUUUUAGAUGGUUUAGAAGUAUUCAAAUUACAUUUGUGUUAAUAAGAUUUUUUUUAUUUAAAAAUUUUUAACUGCUAUAAAAACCAGCAGGUAUAAUACUUUCAGUUGUUUAAAAAAAGUUCUUUUGGAGGGAGGGGCUUAUGUAGCCUUGAAAUGCUAAGAAAUGCAUUUUUAAUGUUGUAACAAAACACUAAGUAUUUAAGAUUUCUGUAUUAUAUUUGAUACUCUUUAGUUAAAACUUUUCAAAAUGAAUAUCUUUUUAAGUAUUGGUCUAUUUCUAGAUGUUUGAAUUCAAUUAUAGUGAAAUGGUAGUGAUCCUGAUAUGUUUGUGUUGAAGACAAAAUUAUUAAAAUAAGUUGUUUAGUACCAAUAAAGUAUUAUUGUUUUUA